AUGGUUCGCUCGGCUCACCGGCCCAAGGACUCCUCGCCACGCCCGUAUGUCAUCAGAGAAAGCCUGCCCUGUCUCCUCGAUGAGAGCACCAGCAUCUCCAGCGCCGAUGAAGCUCUAGAAUGUUCCCCGGGACCGUCUUGUUCGAUCUGGACGAGAGUGCGGGCUGAGGGUACACACUUCUUGGAAGACAUUGUUGAAGCAUUCGAGAGCCCACAAAAAGACCACGACAUGAGCGCGGACAACACACGGUUGAGUGCCGUCCAGCUGAGACGGGAUAUCAGGAGAUGCUACGCCGCCAGCCAUCCAUUCAUCCAAUGCGCAGCAGCCCUCUACGAUCUGCUACUUUGGAAGAAUCCUCUAGCCACGCUGCUUCUGAUGCUAGUCUUUUUCUACUCCCUCUACCGCGGCUGGCUCGCCUCGCUGCUGAUCGCGCUCUUCUGGCUGCAGUUGAGCCUCAACUACCUGAAGUCGAAUAAAAACAUCGACAUCGGCCUCAACUUCCUGCCCAGAAAAGAUAUCCCGAUGCCAAAAUUUGACAUCACCGGCGCCCAGGUGAUCUACGAGGUGGCCAAGGUCGGGCAGCGACUGUUGAGUUUGGCAGCAGGGUUCUUGGAAAAGCUCGAAGCGCUGUUGACCUGGCGAGAUCCCGAGGUGACCAAGAUCUUCUACGGGCUUCUCGUUUACUGGCUCGCCUGGUCGCUCGCCUUCACGACUGGAACGUGCAUUGGAUGGUGUGUGGCCGCACUCGGCGUACGAAUUUUUCUGACGACAUUCCUGUUCAAGAAAUUCCCGCUGCUUCGCUAUCGGCUUGACACCUAUGGCUACUUCUACCGCAACCUGCCGCUCAAGCAAAAAUCGCUGCGACCAGCGAUAAGCGAACACAAGUCGAUCCCGAAGAUUUUCACGGAAAGCCCGUCGGCCGCCGGCAGCCUGCACUCCCUACAAUCGCGGCUUCACACCCCGCGCCGCUCCAUCUGCAACGGCGAGAUAUUCCAGUCGAAAAUGGGCAGCAAUUUUGACCUGAAUCAGCUGUCAACGGUCAAUGUGCUGGAGCCGGGCCUGAGGAAGAAGUCUUCUAUCUCUCCAAUGCCGAGCCCGCAGGCACCGUCGAAGCCCGUGAUUUUCCAUGCUUCUUCGGAAGACGCCGGACUCAGCUCGCUUGAGGAUGAUGACAGCCUGAGCAACGGCAGCGACCCGAUGCUGGACAAUGUGAUCGCAUUCCGGAGCUGCGUCCUUAACGACAAGGAGAAGCGUUUCCCGAAGGGCAUCAGCCAGGGCAUCCUCUACCUGACCGAUCGGGCGCUGGUGUUCAAGCAAAAGGGAAAAGCCGAGCAUCCGGCGCCCCUGCUCGUCGUCGAGGACAUCAAGUCGGUCAGAAAGAUUUCGAUCCUCCGAACCCUGUCGCUGCUGGCCGGCACCAGGAAAUCGAUCGAGAUUGUCGUCUCGGGCCGCAGCAAGCCCGUACAAUUUAUCGGCGUCGCAAAACGGGACGACUUUGUGAUGCGGCUGGAAGUCGUCUGCCGGACCCGGAACUCGUCGACAAUUUUCCACGACGAG
Molecule: messenger RNA, 1557 nt
Organism: Mesorhabditis spiculigera
Lineage: Eukaryota; Metazoa; Nematoda; Chromadorea; Rhabditida; Rhabditidae
Source: the annotation of a GenBank genome assembly